Molecule: messenger RNA, 7809 nt
Organism: Molossus molossus (Pallas's mastiff bat)
Lineage: Eukaryota; Metazoa; Chordata; Mammalia; Chiroptera; Molossidae
Gene: CUL9
Product: cullin 9
Exons: 41
Coding region: 54-7616 (2520 amino acids)
Biological process (GO): ubiquitin-dependent protein catabolic process
Molecular function (GO): zinc ion binding; ubiquitin protein ligase binding
Source: RefSeq, a predicted model, not a curated record
ACCGGCCGCGGGGUUCCAGCGAGGGCCGAACCGGGCGGUGGGAGGAGGUCAGGAUGGUGGGGGAACGACGCACUGGGAACCUCAUGGUGCCCUUGGGGCCCUGGCUGCAGGCAUAUCCCGAAGAACUUAUUCGACAGCGUCUUGGGCACGAUGGGCGUCCUGAAUACCUGAUCCGAUGGAGUGUCCUGAAGUGUGGGGAAGUGGGUAGAGUGGGUGUAGAAGAGGGCAAGGCAGAGCACAUCCUCAUGUGGCUGUCAGCCCCCGAGGUCUACGCCAACUGCCCUAUGCUGUUAGGUGAGUGGGCACUAUCUAAGGGACCUCAGUGCAAACCAGCUGGGGGUUCAGGAAGCUUUCCCCGAGAUCCAGGAGGCCUGGAUGAUGUGGCAAUGGGAGAGAUGGAGGCCGAUGUACGGGUGCUAGUACGGAGGGCUGCAAGGCAGCUGGAAGAAGGUGGGACCUCGAGCCUCACAGCUUCUGUGCUCCACACCAUUCACGUGCUCAGUGCCUACGCCAACAUCGGGCCCCUCACUGGGGUCUUCAGGGAGACAGGAGCCCUGGACCUGCUCAUGCACAUGUUGUGCAACCCUGAGCCUCAGAUCCGUCGGAGUGCGGGCAAGUUGCUGCAGGCUCUGGCAGCCCACGAUGCUGGGAGUCGGGCUCACGUCCUUCUGUCACUGAGCCAGCAAGAUGGCAUCGAGGAGCACAUGGAUUUUGACAGCCGCUAUACUUUGCUGGAGCUGUUUGCAGAGACCACAUCCUCUGAGGAGCACUGCAUGGCCUUUGAGGGCAUUCAUCUGCCUCAGAUCCCAGGAAAGCUGCUCUUCUCCCUGGUGAAACGCUACCUAUGUGUCACUUCCUUGCUGGAUCAGCUGAAUAACAGUCCAGAGCCAGGGGCUGGAGACCAAGGCUCCCUGUCCCCAAGGGAGGAGUUCGCCUGGGAGAAAAGCCGGGGGCAGCGGGAGCUGGAGUUCAGUAUGGCUGUGGGACACCUCAUCUCAGAGUUGGUGCGGAGCAUGGGCUGGGCCCAGAACCUCAGCGAAAAGAGCAUGUCGCCUCCCCGGCCAUCCCGGUCCAUCUUUCAGCCCUGCAUUUCAGGCCCCGGCCGUUUACUCCACACCGUUGUUACCACCCCCAGAAAGCGAGAGCGGGCCUUCCGCCAGCGUCAUGAAUUCUCUAGCCGUAGUGGCUAUGGUGAGUAUGUGGAGCAGACACUGCAGCCCGGGAUGCGAGUGCGGAUGCUGGAUGACUAUGAGGAGGUCAGUGCCGGGGACGAGGGCGAGUUCCGGCAGAGCAAUAACGGCGUGCCCCCUGUGCAGGUCUUCUGGCAGUCAACGGGUCACACCUACUGGGUGCACUGGCACAUGCUAGAGAUCAUGGACCCUGAAGAAGCUGCUGAGGAUACAGAUUCAGCAGCUGUGGAGAAGGGGGCAGGGGCCACUAUAUUGGGCACAGCACUUCCCUGCUGGGACUGGAAACCUGUGGAUGGGCUCUACUCUUUGCCAUAUCUCCAGCCUGAGCCUCAGAAGAAUGAGAAAUUGGGAUACCUGACCCAGGCUGAGUGGUGGGAGCUGCUCUUCUUCAUCAAGAAGUUGGACACAUGUGAGCAGCAGCCGAUUUUUCAGAAUCUUCGGGAGAACCUGGAUGAGACCCUGGAUGAAAAGGCCCUAGGUGAAAUCUCCGUGCCCAGAGCAGUGGCUGAGGAUGUGCUGCAGGUUCUCAGUAAUCGGUUCGAGGGAAGCACCCUCAGUGACCUGCUCAACUCCCAAAUCUACACCAAGUACGGGCUGCGACCUGAUGAACUAAGCAUCUCUUCACGAAGUCACUCCUGUACCCCAGAUCCAGAAGAGGAGUCCAGGUCGGAGGCCAGGUUCUCAGAGGAAGAGACUGAGUCCCCCAAAGCAAAGACUGAGCCCCAUAAAGCAGAGGCAGAACCUGCCAAGGGAAAAACUGAGCCUCCCAUGGCACAGAGUGAUUCACAGCUGUUUAACCAGCUUCUGGUGACUGAGGGGAUGGCUCUGCCCCCCGAAAUAAAGGAGGCAGCCAGUGAAAUGGCUAGAGCCUUGCGGGGUCCAGGUCCACGCAGCUCUCUGGAUCAGCAGGUGGCGGCUGUUGUGGCUACUGUGCAGAUAUCCAGCUUGGACACAAACCUGCAGCUCUCAGGGCUCUAUGCCCUCUCUCAGGCUGUGGAGGAGGUCACGGAGCGGGACCACCCUCUGGUCCGUCCUGACAGAUCCUUGAGAGAGAAGCUAGUGAAGACACUGGUGGAGCUGCUGACCAACCAGGUGGGAGAGAAGAUGGUGGUGGUGCUGGCCCUGCGCCUCCUCUACCUGCUCAUGACCAUGCAGGAGUGGCUCCCACUCUUUGCCAGGGAGGGUGGCAUCUACGCUGUGCUGGUUUGCAUGCAAGAACACAAGACAUCUGUGUUGGUGCAGCAGGCAGGGCUGGCGGCACUGAAGAUGCUGGCUGUUGCUAGUUCCCCGGAGAUCCCCACUUUUGUUACUGGUGGAGAUUCUAUUCAUCCACUGUUUGAUGUGCAGAUGACCAGAGAGAUCUUCGCCAGCAUUGACUCAGCCACCCGCCCAGGCUCUGAGAGCCUGCUCCUUACUGUCCCUGCAGCUGUGAUCUUGAUGCUGAACACUGAGGGAUGUUCCUCUGCAGUGAGAAAUGGUCUGAUCCUGCUCAGCCUGCUUUUGUGCAACCACCACACUCUGGGAGACCAGAUUAUAACCCAAGAGCUGAGAGACACCUUAUUUAGGCACUCAGGGAUAGCAGUGGGUACAGAACCCAUGCCCACCACACGCACCAUCCUCAUGAUGCUUCUCAAUCGCUACUCAGAGCCGCCGGGCAGUCCUGAGCACACAGCAACACUGGAGACGCGCGGUACCCAGGGCCAGGAUAGGUCCCCUGAGCUGCUGAUCCGGUCCCUGGUUGGGGGCCCAUCUGCAGAACUCCUCCUGGACUUGGAGCAGGUGCUGUGCCGUGAGGGCGGCCCCAGGGGUGCCGUGAGGCCCCUGCUCCAGCGUCUCCAGAAGGAGAGCCAGCCCUUUCUCCUGUUGCUGCGGACUCUGGAUGCCCCCGGACCCAACAAAACUCUGCUGCUGACGGCGCUGAGGGUCAUGACCCGGUUGCUGGAUUACUCUGAGACAAUGGUCCUCCCCUGGCAUGAGGUCUUGGAGCCCUGCCUCAACUGCCUGAGUGGCCCCAGUAGUGACUCUGAGACUGUGCAGGAGCUGCUCCGCUUCCUUCAUCGCCUGGCCUCGGUGCACAAGGACUAUGCAGUGGUGCUCUGCUGCCUGGGAGCCAAAGAAGCCCUCUCCAAAGUCCUGGACAAGCACUCGGCUCUGCUUCUGGCCUGCGAGCUACGGGACCUGGUGACAGACUGUGAAAAGCACGCCCAGCUCUGUAGUAGCCUCACCUCUAGCAUCCUGGCUGGUUGCAUUCAGAUGGUGCUGGGCCAGAUCGAAGACCACAGACGAACCCACCAGCCUAUCAACAUCCCCUUCUUUGACGUGUUCCUCAGAUAUCUGUGUCAGGGCUCCAGUGUGGAAGUGAAGGAGGACAAGUGCUGGGAGAAGGUGGAGGUGUCCUCCAACCCGCACAGGGCCAACAAGCUGACGGACCGCAACCCCAAGACCUACUGGGAGUCCAACGGCAGCACUGGCUCCCACUACAUCACCGUGCACAUGCACCGCGGUGUACUUGUUAGGCAGCUGACUCUGCUGGUGGCCAGUGAGGACUCCAGUUACAUGCCGGCCAGGGUGGUGGUAUAUGGGGGCGACAGCACCAGCUGCAUCAGCACUGAGCUCAACACGGUGAAUGUGAUGCCCUCAGCCAGCCGAGUGAUCCUCCUGGAGAACUUGAACCGCUUCUGGCCCAUCAUCCAGAUCCGCAUAAAGCGCUGCCAGCAGGGCGGCAUUGACACCCGGGUUCGAGGUGUGGAGGUCCUGGGCCCCAAGCCCACUUUCUGGCCACUGUUUCGAGAGCAGCUGUGUCGCCGUACGUGUCUCUUCUACACAAUUCGGGCCCAAGCCUGGAGCCGGGACAUAGCAGAGGACCGCAGGCGCCUCCUCCAGCUCUGUCCCAGACUGAACAAGGUUUUGCGCCAUGAGCAGAAUUUUGCUGAUCGCUUUCUCCCUGAUGACGAGGCUGCCCAAGCGCUGGGCAAGACCUGCUGGGAGGCCCUGGUCAGCCCCCUGGUGCAGAACAUCACCUCCCCUGAUGCAGAAGGUGUGAGCUCCCUGGGAUGGCUGCUGGGUCAGUACUUAGAGCAGAGGGAGAGCUCUCGGAACCCCCUGAGUCGAGCAGCAUCCUUUGGCUCUCGAGUUCGUCGCCUUUGUCACUUGCUGGUGCAUGUGGAGCCUCCUCCUGGGCUUUCUACUGAGCCGUCCACUCAACCCUUCAGUAAGAACAGUAAGGGACGGGAUCGGAGCCCUGGGCCUUCACCAGUUCUUCCAAGAAGUAGCCUGAGGAAUAUAACGCAGUGCUGGCUGAACGUGGUGCAGGAGCAGGUCAGCAGGUUCCUGGCUGCAGCCUGGAGGGCCCCAGACUUCGUGCCUCGUUACUGUGCACUCUAUGAGCACUUGCAGAGAGCAGGCUCAGAGCUCUUUGGGCCUCGGGCAGCCUUCACAUUGGCUCUGCACAGUGGCUUCUCGGGCGCCUUGCUGCAGCAGUCCUUCCUCACCACCGCUCAUAUGAGUGAGCAGUUUGCCAGGCACAUUGACCAGCAGAUCCAGGGCCGCCUGGUUGGUGGAGCCCCUGGAGCAGAUCUGCUGGGGCAACUUCAACGGCACCUGGAGCCCAUCAUGGUCCUUUCCGGCCUGGAGCUGGCCACUACUUUUGAGCACUUCUACCAGCACUACAUGGCGGACCGUCUCCUGAGCCUGGGCUCCAGCUGGCUGGAGGGGGCUGUGCUGGAGCAGAUCGGUUCGUGCUUCCCCAACCGCCUCCCCCAGCAGAUGCUGCAGAGCCUGAGCUCCUCUGAGCAGCUGCAGCGCCAGUUUCACCUCUUCCAGCUCCAGCGGCUUGACAAGCUGCUCUUGGAGCAGGAGGAUGAGGAAGAACAGGGCCUGGAAGAAGAGGAGGAGGAAGAGGAGGCUGAGAAAGAACUAUUUAUCGAAGAUCCAAGUCCAACAGUGUCUAUACUGGUCCUGUCACCACGCUGCUGGCCGGUCUCCCCACUCUGCUACCUGUACCAUCCCAGAAAGUGCCUUCCCACAGAAUUCUGUGAUGCCCUUGACCGAUUCUCCAAUUUCUACAGCCAGAGUCAGAACCAUCCAGUCCGGGGACCACAUCGGCGGCUGCAGUGGACAUGGCUGGGCCGGGCCGAGCUGCAGUUUGGGGACCAGACCCUGCAUGUAUCCACCGUGCAGAUGUGGCUGCUGUUGAAUUUCAAUCAGACAGAGGAGGUGUCAGUAGAAACCUUGCUGAAGAAUUCUGACCUCACCCCGCAGCUCCUGCUCCAGGCACUUCUGCCCCUCACCUCUGAGAAUGGCCCUUUGACCAUGCAUGAGGGUCAGGACUUUCCACAUGGAGGUGUGCUGCGGAUUCAUGAGCCCGGGCUCCAGCCCUGUGGGGAUGCCCUGUGGCUCAUACCUCCCCAGAAGUACCUGGAUGUAGAGAAGGAUAAGGGCCGGACCCUGGAACAGAAGAGGAACCUCUUAAGCUGUCUUCUUGUCCGCAUCCUCAAAGCCCAUGGGGAGAAGGGCCUCCACAUUGAUCAGCUGGUUUGUCUGGUGCUGGAGGCCUGGCGGAAGGGCCCAAAUCCUCCUGGGAGCCUGGGCCGCACUGUUGCUGGGGGCGUGGCCUGUACCAGUACAGAUGUCUUCUCUUGCAUCCUGCACCUCCUGGGCCAGGGCUAUGUGAAACAGCGUGACGACUGGCCCCAGAUCCUGGUGUAUGCCACCCCAGAGCCCAUGGGGCCCUGCCGGGGUCAGGCAGAGAUCCCCUUCUGUGGCAACCAAACCAUGGAGACCACCAAGCCUAGCCCAGAAGCUGUGGCCGCCCUGGCAUCUCUUCAACUGCCUGCAGGCCGUACCAUGAGCCCCCAGGAGGUAGAAGGGUUGAUGCAGCAGACAGUGCGGCAGGUGCAGGAGACGCUGAACCUGGAGCCAGAGGUGGCUCAGCACCUUCUGGCUCAUUCCCACUGGGGUGCUGAACAGCUGCUGCAGAGCUACAGUGAUAACCCCCAGCCGCUGCUGCUGGCGGCAGGGCUGCGGGUGCCCCAGUCCCAGGCUGCCCCUGCACGCCCCGAUCAGUGCCCUGUCUGUGUCAGUCCCCUGGAGCCCGACGAGGACUUGCCCUCUCUCUGCUGCAUGCACUCCUGCUGCAAGUCUUGCUGGAAUGAGUAUCUGACAACACGAAUCGAGCAGAACCUUGUGAUGAAUUGCACCUGCCCCAUUGCCGACUGCCCUGCCCAGCCCACGGGAGCCUUCAUUCGUGCCAUCGUCUCCUCGCCAGAGGUCAUCUCCAAGUACGAGAAGGCCCUCCUGCGUGGCUACGUGGAGAGCUGCUCCAACCUGACCUGGUGCACCAACCCUCAGGGCUGUGACCGCAUCCUGUGUCGCCAGGGCCUGGGCUGCGGGACCACCUGCUCCAAGUGUGGCUGGGCCUCCUGCUUCAACUGUAGCUUCCCUGAGGCACACUACCCUGCCAGCUGCGGCCACAUGUCUCAGUGGGUUGAUGAUGGCGGCUACUACGAUGGCAUGAGUGUGGAGGCCCAGAGCAAGCACCUGGCCAAGCUCAUCUCUAAGCGCUGUCCUAGCUGUCAGACUCCCAUCGAGAAGAACGAGGGGUGUCUGCACAUGACCUGUGCCAAAUGCAACCAUGGAUUCUGCUGGCGCUGCCUCAAGUCCUGGAAGCCAAAUCACAAAGACUAUUACAACUGCUCUGCCAUGGUAAGCAAGGCGGCUCGCCAAGAGAAACGGUUCCAGGACUACAACGAGAGGUGUACUUUCCAUCAUCAGGCCCGGGAGUUUGCUGUGAGCUUGUGGAACCGAGUAUCAGCCAUCCACGAAGUGCCCCCGGCCAAAUCCUUCACCUUCCUCAGCGAUGCCUGCCGGGGACUUGAGCAGGCUCGAAAGGUGCUGGCCUACGCCUGCGUGUACAGCUUCUACAACCAGGACACGGAGCAGAUGGAUGUAGUGGAGCAGCAGACCGAGAACCUGGAGCUGCACACCAACGCCCUGCAGAUCCUUCUCGAGGAGCUCCUGCUGCAGUGUAGAGACCUGGCCUCGGCCCUGCGCCUCCUGCGGGCCGACUGCCUCCACAUGGGCCUGGAGCUGCUGCGGCGGAUCCAGGAAAGGCUGCUGGCUAUCCUGCAGCACUCCACCCAGGAUUUCCGGGUUGGUCUCCAGAGCGCGUCAUUGGAGGCCCGGGAGGCCAAAGGGUCCAACAUGCCCAGCAGUCAGCCCCAGGGCUCCUCCAGGCUGCAGGUGGGUGAGGAGGACGAGGACGAGGACGAGGACGAGGUGCCCGAGUGGCAGCGGGAUGAGUUCGAUGGGGAGCUGGACAACGACAGCUUCUCCUAUGAGGACUACGACGAGGAGUCCGAGAACCUGGACCGAGUCCCUUUCUUCUUUGGUGACGAGGAGGAGGAGGAGGAGGAGGGCUAUGACUGAGGGGCAGGAUGCGGGAGCGCCUGGAGCCACCUCGGAGCCAUGGACCAGGGGCCGGAGUUCACCCUGACCAUUGUCGUGGGCGCUCGGAGAGGGUGACUCCCAGCCUCUGCGGCCCCUUCUUCUGUUUACUGAAUAAACUGUUCCACAUACUUCUCUGAAGCAGGCUGGGCAGCUUCCCCAAAGCCUGCCUCAG